AUGGAGGCCAUUCUAAACUUCCAGCGAACGUAUUUGAUCGGCAAUCGCUUCACGAAGAAAACCUUCCCCGGGCUCGUGCCCCACAUACAGUAUCACAUCUGCCGCUCCAGCACCAAUAUGCUAUUGAAAAUCGAGAACCAACUCUUACAACGGCAUCGUCAGCGGGAAACGACCGGGAUCAAGAAACUGUAUAACUCGUUCUUCGUUCUCUUCUAA
Molecule: messenger RNA, 216 nt
Organism: Melitaea cinxia (Glanville fritillary)
Lineage: Eukaryota; Metazoa; Arthropoda; Insecta; Lepidoptera; Nymphalidae
Exons: 1
Coding region: 1-216 (71 amino acids)
Source: RefSeq, a predicted model, not a curated record